Molecule: messenger RNA, 888 nt
Organism: Ascochyta rabiei
Lineage: Eukaryota; Fungi; Ascomycota; Dothideomycetes; Pleosporales; Didymellaceae
Exons: 2
Coding region: 1-888 (295 amino acids)
Source: RefSeq, a predicted model, not a curated record
AUGGCGUCUCAGCGUCGAACACCACGAAAUCGCAGUACCAACCCCGCCAACAUGACUGUGGCCAUGCUUGACCGUGCCGUACCUUAUACCUCGCUGAUGCACGACUGGGUGCAAGGCUCUCCACAACACUUUCAGGAUCGCCUGGUGCUGAUCGGCUCUCCUGACGGGGAUUACAACCCCUCUCAUUCGCACCUUCCGGCCACGCCGUACCUAUACCCGCCGUCGAUUCACAGCAGCUCAUCCAUGGCGCCUAUGCGUCGCCAACCCUGCGCAUCCACCGCCUCCAAUCACCCGCCUUCGCUAACCUCCUGCCACACACGAACCGAUACCAGUACAGACAGCUCCGUCUGCACAGGCGUCGCGGAUCAGAUUCUGGGUUUCUCGUUGCUAGAGGAAGUCGGUGGCGUGUUGGUACAGCCGUUUUCCGAAGUGGAGGCGCCCGUUUACGAAUGUGUGUUCUGGUUCUUGAACUGCCAUUACUUGACGCAAGACAGGAAUGAGUGGAAAACACACUGCCUCAGCCACUUCCACGGCGAAGAUCCACCACGUUCUGUAAUGUGUCCGUUGUGCGGCUGGGAGACAUCCCGCAGUCACGGCUCAGAAGCAUGGGGCCUUCGAAUGCACCAUCUUGCGGACGGACACUUUGCGUUUGGUCAAAACUUGCGCACAUCGCGGCCGGAUUUCCAUCUCUUCCACCAUCUUUGGCAGAAGCGUCUCAUCGGCGACCAAGACCUGAAAGAGUUGAAAGGUGGCAACCACAACCUGACACACGCGCCGAGUAACUUUGUGACAACACAAGGACGAGGGCCGCUACGCGAGAGAAACGGUAGAGGCGUCGGACGGCAGAGGUUGCAGCACGUCCCCGAAGGACAGACACGCCGCCGCUAA